AUGGCGCCUAGCAACCAACUAUUUACUUUGCGUUCAAUUCUUGAGAAAGAUAAGUUGAAUGGAACAAACUAUGCGGAUUGGAUCCGCAACCUAAGAAUUGUUCUCAGGGCUGAGAAAAAGGAAGAUAUUCUAGACACCCCAUUACCAGAUGAGCCUGCUGAUAAUGCACCUGCUGCAGAGAAAACCACUUACAAGAAAGCAUGUGAUGCUGAUCUUGAAGUAAGUUGCCUUAUGCUUGCUUGUAUGGAACCAGAUCUGCAGAUGCAGUUUGACAAUAAUCAUGCAGCUUACGAUAUGAUCGUGGCGCUCGAUGAUAUGUUCCAGACUCAAGCCAGGACUAAAAGGUUCAAUGUCUCAAAGGCUUUUGUAGAGAACAAGCUAGCAGAGGGCGCAGCAGUUGGGCCACAUGUGAUCAAAAUGGUUGGUUACACUCAGAGGUUGGAGAAGCUGGGCUUCCCAAUUGGCCAAGAGUUGGCUACUAAUUUUAUUCUCGCGUCUCUUCCGCCCAGCUACGGGAAUUUCAUCUCGAACUACCAUAUGCAUGGGGAGGAGAAGGGCUUGAAUGAAUUAUGUGGCAUGCUUAAAACAGCAGAGACUGAUAUAAAGAAAGGUGCUAGAAGUAGUCAUGUGAUGGUUGUCCAAAACAAGCCUAAAUUUAAAAGGAAGGGCGAUUCUUGGAAGAAGAAAAAGGGCAAGGCUAAAGAUGAGAUCUCUAAGCCAAACCCAUCUGCGCCCAAGGCUGGACCAGCUCUGAUGCUGAGUACUUUCAUUGUCAUGGGAAAGGGAAUGAUAAGAAGUAGAAGCGUGGAAAAGGGAGAAGUUGAUUUCCACGUGGGCAAUAAUGCAAGAGUUGUUGCGUUGAACGUUGGGACGAUGCAACUACAAACCCCAUCAGGAUUUAUUAUGGAGUUGAAUAAUUGUUAUUUUGUUCCUAGUUUAAGUCAAAACAUUGUGUCACCUUCAUGUUUGAUGAAGAAUGGUUAUUCAUUUGCGAGUAAAGACAAUGGUUGUGUUAUCUCUAAAAAUGGUCAUAUAAGUGAGAAUCGCAUGAAGAGGCUCCAUUCUGAUGGGCUUUUAACUUCGUUUGAUUUUAAAUCAUACGAGACACGUGAGGCUUGCCUGCUGGGCAAGAUGACCAAGAUGCCUUUUACAGAUAAACUAACACCCAAGUCGGACAAAUGCUUUUUCAUGGGAUAUCCGAAGGAAACUUUAGGGUAUUACUUCUACAACCGAUCAGAGGGCAAAGUGUUUGUUGCUCGGAACGGUGUUUUCUUAGAGAAAGAGUUUCUUAAAAGAGAGAAAAGUGGACAGAAGGUGUAUCUUGAAGAAGUUCAAGAUGAGCCAGUUGGGAAGGACUCUACGAGUGAUGCUAAUGUAGUAGAACAAGUUGAGAUACCCGUGGCAAUAGAAACACCACCGCAACCACGAAGGUCAGCAAGAAUCCAUGAGUUGCGUGGGGAUUUGUUAUUGUUAGACGAUGACGAACCUACGACUUAUGUAGAAGCAAUGAUGGACCCAGAUUCCGAGAAAUGGCAAAGUGAGGAGGAGCUCAUUGUAAAUGGUUACACCGAUGCUAGCUUCCAAAUUGACACGGAUGAUUCACAGUCUCAAUCAGGUUUUGUGUUCACAAUAAAUGGUGGUGCAGUAAGUUGGAAAAGCUCCAAGCAGGAGACGGUGACCGAUUCUACAACAGAAGCCGAGUACAUCGCAGCUUCUGAAUCUACAAAGGAAGGUGUUUGGAUGAGCAGGUUUCUCAUUGAUCUUGGUGUGUUUCCAAAUGCGUCCAGCCCAUUGAAUCUACAUUGUGACAACAAUGGGGCAAUUGCGCAGGCUAAGGAGCCAAGGAAUCACCAAAAGAACAAACAUGUACUGCGGAAAUUUCACCUUAUUCGAGAAUUCAAUAGAAGAGGUGAGAUCAAAAUGUGCAAAAUACACACGGAUUUGAAUGUUGCAGAUCCUUUGACAAAGGCCCUUCCACAGCCUAAGCAUGAGGCGCACAUGAGAGCUAUGGGUAUUAGAUAUCUUUGA
This is a messenger RNA of Miscanthus lutarioriparius, 2028 nucleotides long. Lineage: Eukaryota; Viridiplantae; Streptophyta; Magnoliopsida; Poales; Poaceae. The record is from the annotation of a GenBank genome assembly.